UGCAGCGCGCCGCGCCGGGCGGCCGCUCCCUCCAUCCCUCCCUCCCUCCCUCCGCGGCUGGCAGUGCUCGCUAAGAUGGCGGACUUCCUGCCGUCGCGCUCCGUGCUCUCGGGCUGCUUCCCGGGCUGCCUGCUCACGAGCGGCGAGGCCGAGCAGCAGCGCAAGUCCAAGGAGAUCGACACGUGCCUCAACCGCGAGAAGACCUACGUGAAGCGCCUCGUCAAGAUCCUGCUGCUGGGCGCCGGCGAGAGUGGCAAGUCCACCUUCCUCAAGCAGAUGCGCAUCAUCCACGGGCAGGACUGGGACCGCGCGGCCCGCGAGGAGUUCCGCGCCACCAUCUACAGCAACGUGAUCAAGGGUGUAAGAGUCCUUGUUGAUGCCAGAGAGAAACUUCAUAUCCCUUGGGGAGAUCCCGCCAACCAGAGCAACGGAGAUACCAUGAUGGCUUUCGAUACACGGGCAGUGACGGUGGGGCACGGGACGGUGGAGACCACGGUUUUCCUGCAGUACCUUCCAGCCAUCAGAGCACUGUGGGCAGACAGCGGCAUCCAGCACGCGUACGACAGGCGCAGGGAGUUCCAGCUGGGGGAAUCUGUAAAAUACUUCUUGGACAACUUGGAUAAACUUGGAGAGCAAGAUUAUCUCCCAUCACAGCAAGACAUUCUGCUGGCACGAAAACCCACAAAAGGGAUUCACGAGUACGAUUUUGAAAUAAAAAAUGUUCCUUUCAAAAUGGUUGAUGUAGGUGGCCAGCGGUCAGAACGGAAGCGUUGGUUUGAGUGUUUCGACAGUGUCACAUCGAUCCUCUUCCUCGUUUCCUCGAGUGAGUUUGACCAAGUGCUCAUGGAGGAUCGGCAGACAAACCGCCUCACGGAGUCCCUGAACAUUUUUGAAACCAUAGUCAAUAACCGGGUCUUCAGCAAUGUCUCCAUCAUUCUCUUCUUAAAUAAGACGGACUUGCUCGAGGAAAAAGUACAAAAAGUGAGCAUCAAAGACUAUUUUCCAGAGUUCGAAGGGGAUCCCCACUGCUUAACAGAUGUCCAAAAAUUCCUAGUGGAUUGUUUUCGUACCAAACGCCGGGACCAGCAGCAGAAGCCCCUCUACCACCACUUCACCACUGCUAUUAACACAGAAAACAUCCGACUAGUUUUUCGUGAUGUCAAGGAUACCAUCCUUCAUGAUAACCUCAAGCAGCUUAUGCUACAGUGAUGUGCAAAAAGACAUUUUUAUUUGAGUAACUUUUGUGUGUUGUUUUUAACUAGAAGUUUACAACGGGAGUAGAGAAAUCCAGAUCCUGUCGGACUUCUUGAUACGUGGCUAAAAGCUGCUGCUGAACACAUUAUUGCCAAUUUCUGCAGAAAUCCAGGCUUAAUCUCUUCCAGUGUAGCUUCAAGUUGACUCAAGUUGUUAUUUUAUAGCAAACCUAUGUCUAAGUUACCUGUAAAGUGGUUAAAUUUGACCUUUUAA
Molecule: messenger RNA, 1467 nt
Organism: Tinamus guttatus (white-throated tinamou)
Lineage: Eukaryota; Metazoa; Chordata; Aves; Tinamiformes; Tinamidae
Gene: GNA13
Product: G protein subunit alpha 13
Biological process (GO): Rho protein signal transduction; adenylate cyclase-activating G protein-coupled receptor signaling pathway
Cellular component (GO): brush border membrane; heterotrimeric G-protein complex; cytoplasm
Molecular function (GO): GTPase activity; D5 dopamine receptor binding; G-protein beta/gamma-subunit complex binding
Source: RefSeq, a predicted model, not a curated record